Messenger RNA from Nycticebus coucang (slow loris), 294 nucleotides. RefSeq names its product 60S ribosomal protein L37-like. Gene Ontology annotation, molecular function: structural constituent of ribosome; RNA binding. NCBI's taxonomy places the organism in Eukaryota, Metazoa, Chordata, Mammalia, Primates, Lorisidae. Gene Ontology annotation, biological process: translation. Gene Ontology annotation, cellular component: ribosome; cytosolic large ribosomal subunit. Bases 1 to 294 code for a protein of 97 amino acids. The transcript has a single exon. The record is from RefSeq and is a predicted model, not a curated record.
AUGACGAAGGGAACGACAUCAUUUGGAAAGCAUUGGAAUAAGAUGCAUAUGUUGUGCCACCGCUGUGGCUCUAAGGCCUACCACCUGCAAAAGUCCACUUAUGGCAAAUGUGGCUAUCCUGCCAAGUGCAAGAGAAAGUAUAAGUGGAGUGCCAAGGCUAAAAGAAGAAAUACCACUGGGACUGGUCAGAUGAGGCACCUAAAAAUUGUGUACCGCAGAUUCAGGCAUGGAUUCCAUGAAGGAACAAUGCCUAAAACCAAAAGGGCAGCUGUUGCAGCAUCCAGUUCAUCUUAA